AUGAGGUCCUCAAAGCUGAUUGUCACCUUUCUCCUCGGCAUAGGGGUCACAGCUAGCACUGCAUGGGACAACCCUCAAGUUUCCCUCGACUACGGAUCUUUCAAAGGUCAAUAUAGCAGUAACUACAACCUCUCAUAUUUUCGCAAGAUUCCGUUUGCUGCACCGCCAAUAGGGGAGAACCGCUUUCGCGCGCCUCAGCCACCACUCAAGAUCACUGGAGACCCCUAUGACACAAACCAGGACUUCGACAUGUGCCCCCAGCGCACACUCAAUGGCAGUGAAGACUGUCUCUAUCUGGGUCUAUUCUCGCGGCCAUGGGAUAUAGCAAAGGACACCAGCAGACCAGUGCUGGUCGUAUUUUACGGCGGAGCUUUCAUUCAAGGCAGCGCUGCACUCACCAUGCCACCAUCCUCAUUCCCGAUUCUCAAUGUUAGCAAUAUUAACGACUACAUCGUUAUCUACUCCAACUACCGCGUCAAUGCCUUCGGCUUCCUACCCGGCAAGGCAAUCAAAGACUCGUCAACCUCAGAUCUAAACCCGGGGCUGCUAGACCAGCAAUGUGUCUUAAAAUGGGUCCAGACCCACAUCCGCCAGUUCGGUGGCAACCCUGACAACGUAACUAUAUGGGGCCAAUCAGCCGGGGCCGGCUCAGUAGUUGCGCAAGUCCUCGCAAAUGGCCGCCAUGGUCAACCGAGACUAUUUACCAAAGCCCUUGCCAGCUCACCAUUCUGGCCCAAGACGUAUAGUUACAACGCACCCCAAGCAGAAGCCAUCUACACCCAGCUAGCGAACCUGACAGGCUGUGCCGGUGAUAAGCACGCUCGUGAGACACUCGCUUGUCUCAAAUCCGUAGACGUCCAGAAAAUCCGUGAUGCAAGCCUGAUCAUCGGAGCAAGCCACACUUGGACAACGAGCUCUUACACCUGGGCGCCUGUGAUAGACGGAACCUUCCUCGUUGAGACACUCACUGACACUGUGAACAGGGGCUCCCUGAAUACAGAGUUUGUAUGGGGAAUGUAUAAUAGCCAUGAGGGCCAGAACUUUGUUCCGUCGGGUCUUGAUAGCGCCAUUUUAGCAAAUGGUUUCAAUUCCUCUGUUGCCAGCUUCCACUAUUGGCUUUCCGGUUUUGUGCCUGGGUUGUCGGCCAAGCAGAUUAGUGAGGUGGAAUCUCUUUAUCCCGCUAAGGGGAGUACAGAGACGAUCAACGGUUAUAAUACCUCCUAUGUUCGGGCUGGCUUGGUUUAUCGGGAUGUGGUGCUUGCCUGUCCGGCUUAUUGGAUUGCGUCCGCUGCGACGAAGAAGGGGUAUAUUGGGGAGUAUACGAUUUCUCCGGCGACGCAUGGGAGUGAUGGUAUCUACUGGAACAGAAUCAACGCUGUUCAAAAGACUAACCCUGUCGUCUAUGAAGGCUACACGGGAGCUUUUGCGAGUUUCUUUCAGACGGGAGACCCGAAUGCACACAAGGUGACGAAUGCGUCGCAACCAGGUGUACCAGAACUACAUACGGGCGAGGAAUUUGUGGUGGUAGAUAAUGGGCUUGAGAAUGUCAAGCUGGUCCAGUUAAAGGAGAGGUGUGACUUUUGGCGAAGGCUGGCGAGGAAGAUACCAGUGUGA
Messenger RNA from Penicillium digitatum Pd1, 1614 nucleotides. RefSeq names its product putative carboxylesterase. The record is from RefSeq and is a predicted model, not a curated record. Lineage: Eukaryota; Fungi; Ascomycota; Eurotiomycetes; Eurotiales; Aspergillaceae.